Seminavis robusta is the source of this 4358-nucleotide messenger RNA. The record is from the annotation of a GenBank genome assembly. NCBI's taxonomy places the organism in Eukaryota, Bacillariophyta, Bacillariophyceae, Naviculales, Naviculaceae.
AUGACAAGCCCACCAAAAAGAAAGCCAAGCCAGUUGUGGCAAGAAGAAAAAUCAAAGGCUGAUGACGUGAGACGAAGAGAUGACUCAGAAGAAGAGGACUCAGAGGAUGAUGAUGACAAGCCCACCAAAAAGAAAGCCAAGCCAGUUGCUGCGAAGAAGAAAGCAAGGGUUGAAGACGACGACGACGAAGAAGAGGAAUCAGAAGAAGAGGAAUCAGACGAUGAGGACGACAAGCCCACCAAAAAGAAACCAGUUGCUGUGAAGAAGAAAGCAAAGGUUGACGACGAUGAUGACUCAGAAGAAGAGGACUCAGACGAUGAGGAUGGCAAGCCCGCCAAAAAGAAAACCAAGCCAGUUGCUGCAAAGAAGAAAGCAAAGGUUGACGAAGAAGAUGAUGAUGAUGAUGAUGAUGAAGAGGAAUCGGAAGAAGAAGAAUCAGAUGAUGAGGAUGAGAAUCCCACCAAAAAGAAAGCAAAGCCAGUGGGUGUGAAGAAGAAUGCAAAGGUUGAUGACGAUGACGAAGAAGAAGAGGACGACUCGGAGAAAGAGGAUGCAAGUGAAACUGAUGACGACUCUGAAGGCAGAGUACCCCCUCCACCGCCACCACCUCCACCAGUGGCUAAAAAUGAGGUUGACGAUGAAGACAGUGAGGAAGGUCUUGAGGAUGAAGAUGUUACAUUGGGCACUCCCAAGCAAGAUGACAAACCGAAGUGGGAAGUAGAAUAUUCAGACGAUGAUGAAUCGGAGAGUGCAAGUGCCGAGGUCACCAGUGACACACACCCCAAUCAGCAAGCUCGUCGUGUCCAACCAACAACGGCUCAGGACACUGAUGGUGGGCACCCUGAGGACAAGUCGAAGUGGGAAGUUGAGUAUUCGGACGAUGAGUCAGAGAGUGCAGACCCCGUGGUCACAAAUGAUACAGUCGCUAAACCGCAAGCUCUGGGUCCGGAAACUGACGGUGGUGACCCUCCGAGUAAACCGUCGUGGGACGUCGAGUACUCAGAUGACGAGGACGACGAGGGGGGCUCGAAGGAUGUUGCGGAUGCCGAAGGCGAUGGACAAGCGGCUGAGAAAUCGGGGAACGAAGGUGGCGAAUCCUCUGAAACUAAGAAAGCUCCGGGGAGCUGGGAGGUUCAGUAUUCUGACGACGAAGAGGAAGACGAGGGAACUACGCAGGGAAAGGGUCUGGUGUCUCAAAAAGAUGAAAACACAACAAAAGCAGAUAGAGAUUCGGAUCAGGUGGAUCAAAGCAGUGACCAAAGCAUCCAAGCCGAAAAUGGCACAAAGAGCGCUACAGCAAAAGAAGAUGAUUCUACUGCAGAGGAGUCUCAGGACGAUGAUUCCUGCGACGGAGCGCCAAGUGCGCGAACGCUAGAUCAAAACAACGAUGCCGAAAUGGAGGGUAUCGUUCAUCGGAAUAUUCGGUUUAAGAAAUCAAGUGGGUGCAUCACCCUAUCAAAGACUGAGCUGUGCUUCCAGCCGGAGGACGCUCCUCAAGCGGAUGUACUUCGUGUAUCAUAUGACAACAUAUCGAAGCAACAGGCCAGCCCUCCCGCACAUCCGAAGUCGCUUCUGAAAUUAGUUUUGUCGGACGGCGGGCAAGGUUUAACGUUUGAACUUUCGGGUAGGGCUGCUCUUGAGGGACUACGAAAGGACAUCGCGGACAAGAAGGAGAGCGACACAAAGGCCGAUGCAAAAGACUCGACAAACGAUCACGCGGCGGCGUCUCCAGACCAAAAGUCCUCGGAACCUACGGCAAUCAACGAUUCUGAUGCAUAUGCCAUUAUCGAGCACGUGGAGCUGAAGGGUAUAAGCGGGUCGCUGCUCCUGAUGGAUGAACAGAUAAAGUUCAAGCCAAAAGAAAGCAACAACUCCGAAGGCCGAUACGAUUCCAUUCUCUGGAGUGAUAUAUUGAAACAACAGGGCACGCCUGCGAAAAGCUCCAAAGCGAUGAUGAAGGUCUCGCUCCAAAACGGGCAGUCGCUAACGAUUUCCUUUCGCGAAAGACCUUCCAUGGAAAAGCUACAAAAGGAGAUUGCCAAGAAACGUCGCUCCGGCGGGAAGGAAGACAAGGGCGGCAGCGAUCGAGGGAAGGAAGACGGCAACGAUAGAGGGACCGACGUUGAAAAGCAGGCAAACGUGGAAGCAUCUGCAAUCUCUUUCUUUCCGAGGGUUGCAUAUCAAACUGAAACUGGAUCUAUCAGCUUGUUUGAUAAACAUUUCUUGUACUCCUCGAAUGAAGCGGAAGGAACAAAGAUAUCAGUAAACUGGGUCGAGUUGGCCAAGUUUCAAGCCAGUCCACCAGCGCACCCAAAGGCCAUGCUUAAAGUCACGCUCAAAAGUGAAAAGAAGCUGACUUUCCAGCUUGAAAACUCCGACGAGUUGGUAAGGCUCAAGAGUGAUUUGGCUAAGCUCUGGAACCAUGGAAAGGGAAACGCAUCCACGGCUUCGGGAAGUCCACAAGAGACCCCCCUUGCUGUGUUCGAGAAAGUUAGUGUUCGGGAAUCUGUUGGCCAACUCUCCCUUACGAGUGCUGGAUUAGACUUUCAAGCAAGCGGCACAGACAACCCAGAAAACUUUCAUGUGCCCUGGAAGUUAAUUGAAAAGCAACAAGCAAGUCCACCAUCACACCCUGUUUCAAUGCUCAAACUCGUCCUUUCUGAGGGCAAACCAAUCAAAUUGAACCUAGAGAGCCGACCGGUUCUGAUGCAGUUGAGAGACGCUAUUGCCACGGAGGGUAAAAACCUUAGCGCAAGCUCAAAUGGCCUGGACUCAAAGAAAAUUGGCCUGAAGUCAUCAGCAACCCAAGGAGACUCUAACGGGGCUGUCUAUGGUGGCGUCAAGUUCAAGUCCAGAUCUGGAUCGCUACGUUUGAGUGACACGCAUCUUCUUUUUGAACCGGAUAACAAUGGGGAGAGCACUGGGGCUGAUUCUGUUGAAUGGGAAAAGGUUACCAAAACUCAAGCAACCCCUGCAAGCAGCGCAAAGUCGAUGAUGAAAGUAAUGCUGAAGGAUGGAAAGGCUCUGACAUUUCAGUUGGAAGAGAGAGAAACAAUGAUGGAACUACAGAAAGACAUCAACCAACGGCGGCGUUCUCCACCAGCAACCCAAUCUCAACGAUCUGUUUCACCGAGUCGAACGAAAGGCCGGCAGAGUGAAGUCCUCUCUAAGGUCAACGAAGACGCAGCUGACAGUACCGUGUAUGAUGAUGUCCAACACAAGUCCAAAACUGGUUCCCUGCGGUUGACCAACAAAGAGCUCGUCUUUGAGCCGAACGGGGACGGUGAAGGUGCUAAACCUGUUGGCUGGGACAAGGUUGCGCGAACCCAAGGAACGCCUGCAAGUAGCGCCAAGGUCAUGUUGAAAGUGGUGAUGACCGAUGGUGAUGCGCUUGCAUUUCAGUUGAAAGACAGACCAGUUCUUGUAAAGCUGCAAAAGGACAUUCAGCAGCGAAGGUAUGUGGCAGCCCAGGCGGCCAAAGGAGGCUCCGCCGAGAAGGAGUACAAGUCCGUGCGUAGUGGGACAUCCGUUGGUACCCUUCAGUUGACGAAGGAUCAACUUGUGUUUGUACCCGAUGAUCAAGGGGGCGAGCAAAAGACGGUGGCUUGGCGUGACGUUGCGAAGCAACAAUCAAGCCCCAAGUUCAGUCCCAAGGCCAUGCUGAAGCUUCAAAUGGGAGAUGGUACAAGUGUCACUUUCCAGCUCAAUACGCGUGAAGACCUGGAUGAAAUCAACGACAUUGUCAAGAAACACCUUUCAGCCAACAAGUCCGCAGCAAGAACAGAGCCGGCCACAAUGAGCGACAAGGUUUACACAAAAUCGUACGAUGUGGAAGGCUCCGAAUUGGACCGGCUGAAAGCUCUGAAGGACGCCAAGAAGAGGCGUCAAAGCAAAAAGGCAUGGCCGCCACCGUCGUCAUGAAGUUGACACGCUGCUCUCACUUCGUGUGUUCCCACGGCUCAACCCAACUGGAACCAGCCAGAUCCAAGGGUACUAGGUAUGCACUAUCCCGAACAAGAAGGCCAAGGAGGAAUGUCUCUCGUUGCACAAAUUGAUCGAGUUGGAAGAUUCACUUCCAACGGUAUCUAUAGCGUCGUCUGAUGUUAUGAGCUACCAGACCAGACAACCAAGCUCACGACAACACUCUCCCCCCUUUUGACCAGCACAAUGAUAUGAAUUUAUGCUAUCCAGGAGGCAAGAAAGUGGGAACGUAGAUGACACCAGGGAAACAAAUCGUUACAGGCAAAUCGACGCUUCCUUUAGACACUUCCUUAUUGGCUCUAAUUUAGUUAGGUGUAGAGAAGCCUUCGGAUAUUUAUUGUAGAAAGAUUAAUCAUUCAAUAGGCUGUACGCACGAU